AUUAUCUUUGGUUGGUAUACAGUUUAGUUUUAAAUUGAAUCAAAAUUAUACAAAAACAGAACACGUGCAAGCAGAAGCAUUUGAUAGAAUUUUAAUUUUCCAAAAAAAAAUCCAACAACAUAUUAUAUGGACAAGGCCAUGAGUUCUAAUAACUGUGGUAGUGCAACAGGAAAUUCAAUUGAUCCUUCCAUACAGCAUGAUUUAGGGAGUACAGAUGAACCUGUUCAUGAAUCCAAACAAAACAAUGCUGAAGUGAAAGAUGCUACUCUUCCUGAUAGUGAUGUACACUCAGGUGAGAUUGUUGACCAAUCUACACAAAAUAAAUUGAACAAUGACUUGGAGAAUCCCCCUGAUAAAUCUGGAUCAGAAAUCAAUGUAGAGCAAAAGGAAUUUGUAAGCCAAGAAUUAUCACAUAAUGAUACAAACACCAUUGAAAGCAAUUCCGAUGAGUAUAGAUUAGACCAACUCCCUGGUAACGCUAAAAGCGUUACUGUGGAUGAAAAAACACCAACGGCAGCUGAUGAUAUAGCUUCUGAAUCCCCGAAGACAGUAAAUGAUGAAGAACAUACAAAACCUAUUUCGGAUGUAAUUCCAAGCCCACCACUUACUUCAGUCAAAAUCGAAAAAGACGCAGACCCUAACCAGUCGUCUUCAUCUUUGGCCCUUCUAGCUCAAUAUGAUACGGAUUCUGAUGACGAUGUUUGCGAAGUUCCAGUUCCACUGACGUAUCAAAAUCGAUGCGUAGAAAUUGAUUCAGAUUCCUCGACAUCAGAUGUUGAGUUUUUGAGUGAAAAACGUGACACAAUUAAUUUAGAUAUGUUUGACAAUGAAGUAGAUGAUGAUGAGGAAGAUGAGGGAAAUAAUCGCACCUCACGUCAACCAAGAGUUAAAGGUGAGCUUCAAUUGGAGGAUUUGCCUCCUAUUGAAGAUUUGCACAUAACAGUUCCCGAAGAAGAAUGCACUGAACUUGGCAAGAUUCAUUCGAUUGUCGAACAACUUGUUUUAGUAAGUGCGUUACCCGGAACUGUUCCUUUGGAUUUGGAAACAGUGUUGUUUAGAGACAAGGGCAGAAAAGUACUGGGUGAAGUAUUUGAUGUUCUUGGGCAGGUUUCGGAUCCAUUGUACUGCGUCCGGUUCAAUUCGAAUAAGGAAAUCAAAGAAAAGGGUAUCGAAGUUGGUCAGCUUGUAUAUGUGGCUCCCAGAACAGAACAUACUCAGUUCAUAGUUCUGGCAAAUUUAAUGAAAGUUCGUGGUUCUGAUGCCAGUUGGGAAAACGAUGUGGAGCCACCACCAAGAUUUAUAGAUUAUUCAGAUGACGAAGAAGAGCGGUCAGCUAGGAGACCCAAUAGAAAGAGGCAAUCUUCGGGAGGUUUAACAUAUUCGGGCAGAGGUACAUAUACUCCAAGGAGACCAUAUAGGGGUAACUAUAGUAGUCGCGGAGUAAGGCAGCCCCAUAGUCAAGGAAAUUACAACAUGGUUGGGAAUAGUUGGCAUUCGAAUUUCAAUCAAGCGCCAAUGUUUAACCAGCCACAAUAUCAGAUGCCGGGACAUUUGCAAAGUGGAUACAUUAGGCAAAAUUUCAAUAACAACUCGCCUUAUCAACACCCCCCUCCGAUUAAUCCUGGAUUGGUUGUAAACCCGUAUGCGAUUUAUCCACCCCCUCAGGGAAUGCAACAGCCACUUUUCCCACCGCCACAUCUGCAACAGCCCCCGCCUUCGCAGUAACCCUUUUUUUGUAUUGUUUUAAUAAUACCUAUUAAUUAUGAAGUUUUAAGAAAUUGUAUCUUACUAAAAAAUACAUUUUGUAUAUAUUUUGAA
Messenger RNA from Episyrphus balteatus (marmalade hoverfly), 1818 nucleotides. RefSeq names its product H/ACA ribonucleoprotein complex non-core subunit NAF1. Gene Ontology annotation, cellular component: sno(s)RNA-containing ribonucleoprotein complex. The transcript has 2 exons. Gene Ontology annotation, biological process: box H/ACA snoRNP assembly; ribosome biogenesis; pseudouridine synthesis. Gene Ontology annotation, molecular function: RNA binding. NCBI's taxonomy places the organism in Eukaryota, Metazoa, Arthropoda, Insecta, Diptera, Syrphidae. The record is from RefSeq and is a predicted model, not a curated record. The coding region runs from base 127 to 1725 and encodes 532 amino acids.